AUGUCAUCGUUUGUUUGGGUCAGUGCAAUAUUUGACAGCGAAGAAGGAACGCGGAGAAAGGAAUGGUCAACAAGUUAUCUACCUACGAUCAGACUACCAUUUAACCCCCAUGCCUUGGGAGAUGUUGUGACAUCCUUUCGUAAUACCCUACAUGACAAUGCCACUGCCGGAGUUUUCACAAUUGGUAUGUUCUUAGCUUUUUACUUUCUUUUAAUAUUCCUUCAGCUCCUUCGAGGAGGCUGUCAGGGCUGGGCUGGGCUGUUGGCGCUGGCCUGCUGGGCUUCCCAUGGUGCCUUUAGUUCAAGAUUCAGUAGCUCACUAAGCUCAGGCAUGUGUGGAAGGCAAACUGUUGAGAGUUUUUGAACGAGAAAUUUAUCUUGACAGUUUAAAGUGAUGAUGUCACAAGUGAUACAAGAGACGUGAUCCCGCAUGGGUAGUUCAGGGACGAAUGUGUUAAGGAGACAAUAAUAUUGCAUGAGAUGAACAGUUUAUAAUAAAGUUUAUAUUUUAUAUAAUUUCAUAACGCACCAUAAUCUACGAUUAGUGUUAGUAAUAAUUUUAUUAUGUCUUUGUAAUUCUUAGUAGAAUUUGCAUUUUUUUUAAUUCCAAGCGGAAGCACAAAUUGCAUAAAUAGCAAUACUUAAUGGUCAGAAAACCAUUAACAUAUUUUUAAUGAGGUGAAUUGUAUGUUCUUAACAGCAGGAAUGCUACUUGCCCUCCAUUAUGAGAUGGUGGUAGAUGUCUUGGGAUUCUGCCCUCUACCUGUAGUGUGUGCAGUAAAUAGAUUAGGAAAGACAAAAUCAGCAAAGGGGGCCCUAAGUCUUAUUGGAAACCAGGCAAACUUCUUUUCAGCAGUAAAAGACAGAUUUAUUCCAAGACUCUGUAGCCGGUCAACAUUGCCACCUGUCUUGGAUGACAUAAAGAGUCCUAAAGUAAUUGAAGAAGUUGCUGUCUCUUUUUACAACUGUGGCAAGGAUGGGACUUGUUUGCUGGAAACAGCACCACGAACAUGUCCCAUACUUACUGUCAACUGGGAAACAUUAGACGGACUAAAUAGAGAUCCCAGGUGAGUGGAACAUAUGGUUAAUGCCACCAUGUUUUGUUGUUAGCCAGGCGUAACUAUUGUCGACCCACCAUUAAUUCUCGUUUGGUGGAAGAUUUAAUACAUGCAGCAAAAUUAUUGGUACUUGGGUAAUAUAUAUGUUGACGGUUAAUUUGUUUCUUAGGUCAAUCUGUUUUCAACCUAGGUUAGUUUGUUCCAGACCAGGUUACUGAGGUCUAAAGGUGUAUUUUUGAUCAUCCUACAUUAGUCAAACGUGUUCAAAACGACUUGCAGUUACAUUUAAGUAUACCUCAACAAGUUUUAAAAGGGGCUUAACUUUCCUUUUGGUUUUUUGAAUGACACAUUAAGUUAGUAUUAUUUGAGUUAUGGGUCAGUAUAGUGAUCACUUUUUUACUCAUCAAUUUAGGGUUUUUGGACGCCUAGUUCUGAUACCAUUUAUUGAAGGAAGAAGAAGCCCAAAUGGGAUAGAGGCGCAACAAGUUGCUGAAGCUGAGGCAGAAAUUCGAUUUGCAAAUGCCUCGAGUGCCAUUGGCUUAAUGGUAGGGUUCAGUAGAGCUGUCGAUCAUCUUUGCAAAACGAGAUGCAAAGAUAUCAUCAAGCAGAUCAGCCAAGAAAUGCCUGACCUAGAUGACAGAUGCAGUAAAAACUAUGCCCUGUUGAUCAGCUUUGCCGAAAAGGUAAAGAGAAAUAAUUAGCAAUAAUUGUUAUUAUUAUUAUUAUUUAAGAGCUUCAUAUGGUCUUCUAUUAUAACAUUGAAAUCAAUGUCUCUUCUUUGGAGUCUGUUUACUGAGAGUAGCUGAUGAAAACAAUAUUUAACCUUAAACAUCCCAUUCAGGUUUUGGAACUGGCAGAAGUAGAAGAAAUGGAACCAAGUUUGGCGCUGUCCUUUUUUAAAGAAGUUAUGUACCCCUAUGCCAUUAAAGACUACCAGGUUGAAUAUAGUGUGGCCUCUACACAUGCCUCCGAGUCAGGUGAACCACUGAUUGUGGAUUUGCUCGUAAAAUGCAUCAAUAUCUACAAGAUUCCAAGAGAACAGGCAAGUUUUGAAAACUAACAUCGAAUCAAAAUAAUUAAAUAUGAUUGACACACACAUAGCAAUUAGCACUACAGUCAUGCAAAUAGCAUGCUCGUAACAGCCAACAUGCCUGAAUGAUGAUUCUAUUAGUGGAAUUGAUUACCACAACAACUAUCAUCACCAUCAUAUUAUAAUCAUCAUUCUUAACAAUCCCCUAUUCCCUGGGCCGGAAGGAUCUUUCUGCUAAACAGUAUUCAUUAUUAGCAUCAUCCUUGUUUAUUAGUUGUAGACUUUGUUAUUAAUACUAAUAUUAUUUGUUCUGUCUGUAUCCCCUCUUCAGAUGCUUACGUGUGUCAAUCCAGAGGUCAUGUUUAAGCUCAACUCUGUUAGACACCGUGGAGCGGCAGUUGCUCUUAAGUGGCUGUUUGCAACCAUCAGAAACUUUGGAGGGACCCCACCACCCGAGGACAAGACAAGGCAGGAAAUUCGCACCCUGGAUAUUGGUCUGGUAGGGGACAAGAAGCAAUACUUUAACAAAUAUGCAAAUGGCAAAAAAAUCUCAAGAGCUGCAGGUGGUGUAGAAAUCCAGUCGAAGUCUUGUGUAACAGUUAAACACUCAGCAUUUGGAGCUAACAGCUGGGAAGUCUUCUGUGAAGGU
Molecule: messenger RNA, 2736 nt
Organism: Porites lobata
Lineage: Eukaryota; Metazoa; Cnidaria; Anthozoa; Scleractinia; Poritidae
Source: the annotation of a GenBank genome assembly